ACCGCCGCGUAGUGAAGUGGAUGUUUUGGUGAACAAAUAUCGCGUCGAAAAGGGACUUAAACACGUUUAAAACAUGACAUUUCGACCGUGUGCGACUUAAAGGGUUGCAGCGAAGGCAACUGAGGGCGUUUUCAGUUAAGGUUUCGGGUUAUCUGUUCGUCUGUAUUCCUCCGCAUGUCCGCUUUCUCCGUAGAUGGUCUCCGGCGAGCGUUGUCUGGCGGCGGACGACGAGUUCUCGACGAAUAACAUGAAGGAGAUGAUUGGGGGUUGCUGUGUUUGCUCAGACGAGAGAGGCUGGGCAGAAAACCCGCUGGUGUACUGCGACGGACACGGCUGCAACGUCGCCGUGCAUCAAGCCUGCUAUGGAAUCGUGCAGGUGCCCACUGGUCCAUGGUUCUGCAGAAAGUGUGAAUCUCAGGAGAGAGCAGCCCGUGUGAGAUGUGAGCUGUGUCCCCACAAAGAUGGAGCCCUAAAGAGGACAGACAACGGAGGCUGGGCCCAUGUAGUUUGUGCCCUUUACAUACCUGAAGUGGAAUUUGCUAAUGUGUCGACUAUGGAGCCCAUAGUACUUCAAUCUGUGCCACACGAGCGAUAUAACAAGACAUGUUAUAUCUGUGAGGACCAGGGAAGAGAGAGUAAAGCAGCCACUGGAGCAUGUAUGACCUGCAACAAACAUGGCUGCAGGCAGGCCUUCCAUGUCACAUGUGCCCAGUUUGCAGGACUGUUAUGUGAGGAACAAGGAUCGGAUGCAGACAAUGUAAAGUACUGUGGAUAUUGCAAAUACCACCACAGCAAACUGAAACACAAGGAACGAGACAGGCACAAACCGAAACACAAGAAGACCUCCAUGGACAUGUCACCCUCCCUCGUCCUUCCGAACAUCAUGGUCCCAGACAAGGCAUACAACAGCAGCAGCUCAGGGGCAGGGGUCCCCUCUCUUCCCACAUCCUCGCAGAAGCGACUGGACGAUGGCAGUGCUCGCUUCACCACUGCAAACUUUCAGGAAGUGUCGUCUGCUCUCUCCGUCGGGAGCUCCAAGGACGGCCUGGCUGCGGACGCUGGGAAGGCGGCGUCUGAGGCAAAGAACAAGAAAAACAGCGCCGGAAGUCACGUGGUGGGAACGAGGGGUGGCCGCAAGUCUCUCACCUCCUCAGGGAAACCCCUCCCCUCUGCCGUGGUCACCAUGGCAACCUCCUCCACAUCUGCCUCUGCUUCCACAGGGCCUUUCCACCAAGGCCUGUUGUUGACCAGUGCCAGCAAGACGCCCUCUGCUCCUUCGUCCUCAGAUUUUCUAAGUUUCUCAGAUUCAUCGUUGCGUCCUGGGGGUGGGACCACCUUCUCCUCCCCGCCGUCUUUCAGCAGCUGCCUUGUGAAACCUAGCUCGGAGGGCGGAGCUUCAGAAGGAACCACGACACUGUUUGGUUCUCUUGUGUCUGCCACUACGGCUUCUGCAGUGGGCGGGAAGCUGUAUGAGAAUUCCCACAGUCUCACAGCCAGCGAGACGACAAGCCUCGGUGUGUCUGCCGGCUACAAACGGCCCCAGCCCUCCAGCUCAGGACCGGUGAUCGGAGCGGCAGCGGCAGGAGGAGGGGAGGACGGGGUGAAGAAGAAAAAAAAAGGCAACUGGCGAAACAGAUUCGGACCUUGCUUCACCACAGACGUGAAGCCCUCAGAGCCAGCGCCCUCCCUAACUCUCCCCACAUCCUCCACGGCCAAUACCUCCUCCUCCUCCUCCACCGCCUCCCCUUCGUCCUCUUCAUCCUCGGCGCUCUCAGGCCGGCCGGGCUUAGUCUCCAGCAGUGGAUUAGGAGUGGGAGUGGGAGUAGGAGGGGAGAGGGGGCUCGGGGUCAUGGGUGUCAGCGGCGGGAUUCAGAAGUCCCCGUCACUCCUCAGGAAUGGGAGCCUGCAAAGCAACAGCGGCUCCACAACCACUGGUUCAGGUGUUUUCUCUGGUGCUGAUGGGUCAUCGUCGGGGACAGCGGCUGUCGCCGUGGGUGGAGCCAGCUCCGAGUUGUCACAGCAACAGCAGCCCACACCUUCCCUAGCCACGCCCUCUCCAUUCACUGCCACUGCACCGCUAACCAGCACAGCCUCCACACACGUGAGCGGUCUGCCAGGGUCCGUCUUCAACCUGGCCCCCUCCCACAUGUUUGGCAACAGGCUGAACCCCAACUCGGCCAUGGCGGCGGCACUCAUUGCCCAGUCAGAGGCCUCACCAGCAGAUCAGGAGGCGGGAGACGGCAGCAGCAACAGCGGCGGCGUCGGAGCUCAGGGCUUCUCCAUAAGAGCUUCUCCCAAGACCACCCCGCGCUCUCCCAUUGGUGGCUUGCAGAUCCGCUAUGACUCCUCCGGGUCGUUGCCGGGGCCAGGGCUGGGGGCUAGGGCGGGGGGAGGUGGUGGUGAGACGCUGCCCCCGGUGGCCACCAGCAUAGAGCAGCUCCUGGAGAGGCAGUGGAACGAGGGGCAGAGCUUCCUGCUGCAGCAGGGAGCACAGGGAGACGUGGUGGGCAUGUUGAAGUCUCUCCAUCAGCUGCAGGAGGAGAACAGGAGGCUGGAAGAGCAGAUCAAAACUCUGACCAUGAAGAAAGAAAGACUGCAACUUCUCAGCGCUCAGCUAUCAGUGCCUUUCACCCCCACCACGGCAUCCUCAGAUGUGAAGGGAGCCCAGCUGGGAGCCACUGACUCAUCUUUACCUGUGGCAGCUCAGGACAGUGCUUCAUGUGGUGGCCACAGCAGCGGUGGCUCCACCUCCUCUCUGUCGACCCCUCCCUCGGUCUCCCAGAGUCCGCCCCAGCCACAGCUCAACGGGGUCGCCGCCGUGGGGACAAACCCGGCCGGGCUGGGCGGAGUGGCAGGACUGAUGGGCGCUCUCGGUGCAGGGAGCGCUCUGGGAAUGGGGGGAAUCGUCGGGGCCCUGAACGGGGUGAUCCAGACACCGGCGGGCACCGCCAGCCCACACACACACACUACUGGAGCAGCUACAGCCGUCACACUGCCCGUCAAUAACAGCAGCUCAGCAACUAGUAAGAACAGCGCUGCGCGGCUCGGCCUGCUGUCGGAGCAGCAGAAACUCCUCCUGCAGCAGCAUCAGCUACAGCAGCUGCUGUCCUCACAGCCUUCAGCGGAGCAGCAGCAGGUGUUGCUCUACCAUCUGAUGCAGCAGCAUCAGGACUUUCAGCAGCUGCAGUCCCUCUCCUCCUCUGGCCAGAUUCCCUCCAUCCCGCUCUCCUCCACUCAGUUGCCCAUCAACAACCUGCUGCCCAGCGCUCAGAACCAGGGCCAAGGCGCCAUCACCGCCAACCCCUUCCUGGCGCUACAGCACGCACACACUGACACACACGCCUCAGGGGCGCAGAAGCCACGGCUAGCUGAGAAGGCCGUGGGCAUCGCAGGGCAGGAGAAGACAUGACGGCAGUUGUUUGUUUUUUUGGUUGUUGUUAUUUUUUGAAUAAAUAUGCAGAGUUUUUGGGAGAUCAGCCUGUUGGUCAACUUAGCGAUUCAGUGAUGAGAACAUUGGCAGCAGGAAAAUCUGUGUCCCUUGUAGAUUAUUCUUUCCAGUGAUUGAUAGCAGAUGUAAUAGCAGAAGACAAAAAUAAUACUGUAUAUAUACGUAUAGGUUUUUUUGUCUUUUGCAGUCACUAACUGCAACAAAGUAAGCUUUAUUUUUGCAACAUUUCCAGCUUUUAAUAUUUGUGUAAAUUAGUAAUAGUUUAUUUCCAUCCAAUUUUAGAUGAGUUUUUAGUUUUUGUGCUGCUUUAAAAUCUUUUUUUCACAGUUGAGGUUAUCAUUUUCAUUUAAUAUCACUGGUAGCAGUUUAGUUAGUGUCAGUAUGUAGCAUCAGACACAUGAUGUUUCUCUGCUCUUCUCUCAACAGGUGAGUUGGCCAACAAGUCAGCUCCCCAGAAACCUUUUCUUUAA
Messenger RNA from Scomber japonicus (chub mackerel), 3918 nucleotides. It is a transcript of the gene mllt10, whose product is annotated as MLLT10 histone lysine methyltransferase DOT1L cofactor. Gene Ontology annotation, biological process: regulation of transcription by RNA polymerase II. NCBI's taxonomy places the organism in Eukaryota, Metazoa, Chordata, Actinopteri, Scombriformes, Scombridae. The record is from RefSeq and is a predicted model, not a curated record. Gene Ontology annotation, cellular component: nucleus. Gene Ontology annotation, molecular function: histone binding; nucleosome binding.